Molecule: messenger RNA, 4691 nt
Organism: Octodon degus (degu)
Lineage: Eukaryota; Metazoa; Chordata; Mammalia; Rodentia; Octodontidae
Gene: Napepld
Product: N-acyl phosphatidylethanolamine phospholipase D
Exons: 5
Coding region: 349-1554 (401 amino acids)
Biological process (GO): N-acylphosphatidylethanolamine metabolic process; N-acylethanolamine metabolic process
Cellular component (GO): membrane-bounded organelle; cytoplasm
Molecular function (GO): zinc ion binding; N-acylphosphatidylethanolamine-specific phospholipase D activity
Source: RefSeq, a predicted model, not a curated record
CCCGCCGCCCGCGAGGGCAGCCGCGGUCCCCAGGCCCAGGUCCUCGCCGAGAUGCUGCGAGCCUGAGCGCUCCGGAGCGGCCGGACUUUGUGUUUCCUGCCUCACGAGCGGCAAGUCUGCCUUCUGCGCGCGGGAGCGGAGCCGGGCGGCUUUGGUCCCCCGCCGGCGAGGAGCCGCCCCCGGGGGCGAGGACCCCGCGCACCGCGCCGGCCUGCGCAUCCUCCGCAGCGCCGCGCCUUCGCGCCGGGAGCACGAGUGGGCGGACCGCCCCUUGGUCGUACGUACCCGGGAGGGCCCGCAACUUCGGGGCAACUUAUUUCUGCAUCGCUGGUAGCUGCUAUCCCCAGAAUGACCCGUCCCAACAGUUCUUUACCAAAGGAAAUGGAUGAAAAUGAAAGUAACGAGUCCCUGAUGACAGGUGACCAGUAUCCUUCUGAAGCAGUGCAGGAACGACAGAAUUCAGCACGAGACUCUGGAGAAAGUGAUUCUUCUAAGCUGUCCAAGAAAAGCUUCAAGCUGGAUUACAGACUAGAGGAAGAUGUAACUAAAUCAAAGAAGGGGAAGGACGGGCGGUUUGUGAACCCAUGGCCUACGUGGAGGAAUCCCUCCAUCUCCAACCUUCUAAGGUGGCUGCUCACGGAGAAGAAUCACAGCAGUGUUCCAAGUUGCAAAGAGGAACUUGAUAAAGAACUCCCAGUGCUUCGACCAUAUUUCCUCGAUGACCCUGGAGAAGCUGGCGUGCGGGAGGCAGGCUUACGAGUCACCUGGCUGGGGCACGCGACGCUGCUGAUCGAGAUGGACGAGCUCAUCUUCCUCACGGAUCCCAUCUUCAGCUCCCGUGCUUCUCCAUCCCAGUACCUGGGUCCAAAGCGCUUUCGGCCCCCACCCUGCACGGUAGCUGAGCUCCCCCCAGUCCAUGCUGUCCUCAUCAGUCACAACCACUACGACCACCUGGACUACGGCUCUGUCACUGCUCUGAAUGAGCGGUUCGGGAGUGAACUGAGGUGGUUUGUGCCUUUGGGUCUCCUCGACUGGAUGCAAAAAUGUGGCUGCGAGAAUGUCAUUGAGCUGGACUGGUGGGAGGAGAACUGUGUCCCCGGCCACGAUCAGGUCACCUUUGUCUUUACGCCAUCCCAGCAUUGGUGUAAAAGGACUCUGAUGGAUGACAACAAGGUUCUGUGGGGCAGCUGGUCUGUCUUGGGGCCAUGGAAUCGAUUUUUUUUUGCAGGAGAUACUGGUUAUUGCUCUGCAUUUGAAGAGAUAGGAAAAAGGUUUGGCCCUUUUGACCUUGCAGCUAUUCCCAUUGGAGCUUACGAACCAAGGUGGUUCAUGAAAUACCAGCAUGUGGACCCAGAAGAAGCUGUAAGGAUUCACAUUGAUGUUCAAGCAAAGAAAUCUGUGGCAAUUCACUGGGGAACUUUUGCCUUAGCAUAUGAGCAUUACUUGGAGCCUCCUGUGAAACUGAGUGAAGCUCUGGAAAGAUACGGACUUAAGACUGAAGAUUUUUUUGUCUUGAAGCACGGAGAAUCAAGAUACUUAAAUACUGAUGAUUAAAACUUUAAAUAAAGAUGAGCAGAAGAGCUGUUAAUGAAAAAGGCAUACUUGAUAUAAAUUUGAGAACAAAUGAACAGACUAAGAAAUUCAUGAGUUAAGGCUUUUUCAUUUGGAAACAAUGCCUACAAGUGUGCAUUUUGUUUUAUGUAAUAACUUGCUUACCAGUUAUGAUGACCAGCUCAUGAAAACUGUGAAGGCAGUACAGGGGUGGGUUGUUUAAAUAAUGAGCAGUGGUCAAUGUGGGUAUAAAAAUAUAUCAAUGGUAUAAGCAUUUCAGUAAAAUUUUUUUUAAACUAAAGCAUUAUACUUUAGUAGUAGUAGAAUUUUCUGAGGCUGUGAAACACUGGUAUUAAAGAGGCACCUGUUUUUCUGUCAGGGCUUCAAGAUGAGCCAAGGCUGUCUGCCUGGAUCUCUUCAGAGGCCUCUGCACACACAUCUAAUAUGCACAUUGUAGUAAGAGACACGGCUGACUCCCCCAUGCUUAUAAACGUAGCAGCUCUUGCGCCGUCAAGCUUAGCAUAUGCCAAAUGUUAGGUGAUGCAUUUUGGUAUGCAUAAAAACAGGUGUUUGGGCCAAAUUACCAUUUUAAAAGACAUUUUGUGAUUAAAAUACAUAUAACAUUAACUUUUCAUUUUAGCCAUUUUAAAAGUGUAGGUUUUCUUGGCAUUAGGUAUGUCCACAUUCUGUACACUCAUGACUACCAUGAGUUACAUUUUUAAGAGUGGAACACAUUUAUGAUUCCCCAAAUUAGCUCUCUGGUCUGAGGCCGUAAAGGGAGACAUGGUUGGAGGAAGGGAAAAGAUGUGGUGAUGAGAAUGAUUUAUGAGAUUUUCUAUUUUUAUUCUAAAACACCUUUUGGUAAGCACAGAUAUAGCUGUAAUUAUUUCAGAGAUGAUAAAUGUAGAUUUUACAUGUAAAUAGAUGAUAUAUUUUGACUUUGAUUUCUUUCAUUUUCCAUUACUCUAUAUGCAUAUUUCUCCUGGUUUGCUAACUCUAAUCUUAUUAUCAAUAAUAUUUAUAAAUAUUUUGAUUCAUGAUUAAGAUGUCUUACAUAUUUUUGUAUUAAAUGACCUCUAAGGAUGGUAUCUUUGGGGAACACAAGUGAUUAAGAAAAUAGAUACUAGGUGUCAGCUAGUUGAAUUUUAUCAGCCGUACAUGGUGGCACAUACCUGCAAUCCCGAAGCUCUUGAAGGCUGAGGCAGAAGGCUCACCGGGGAGUGUGUAAGACCCUAUCCGAGGGCCACUACAUGUUCCAGGCCCAUAGGCUUGGUAAAGUAAACUUCACUGAUACAAAAUGAGUUUUCUAAACCAAAUGCUAUCUGGACAUUGCUCUGUAAUUGGAAUGUGCACGGAUGCACGCAUGACACACUUAGUACUACAUCUGAAUUGUUUUCAUUGUUUCAUCUUGAAUUUUCUUUGUAACCUGAAGUCACUAUGCUCACUGUGCCUCUUCCUCAUGUGCAACAAGAGGAUAAUUUUGACCUACCUCCAAAUUGUGUCAAAUAAAGAUUCCCAAAAGCACUUUAGAGAUCUAAAGGAGAACAUGCUCUAAGAGAUCACUGCCUCACGUAGGUAGGUACACUUGAAAGCUGAAAAUAGGCUCCUAACAAUUGCAUCCCACUCAUUUUAUAAAUUUGGAAAUAAUAGCUAAUGCAGGUGAUCUUUAUUGAAAUGGACUAUUUUCACUGAAAAGUUUCAAAUCAGCCAAAGGGAAGUGUUUGUGCAAUAUGUGUUUAUAAUGUAUGUGAAUACAUGUGACUUGGGGAUACUGAAGCACAAAAGAAAUCCUAAGAGAAAAUAAGCUCGAAGACAAAACUGAAGGAGCAGCAACCUCUCAGUCAUGUGCACUAACGUGAGGACACGGGCGUCAGUCUGGGGCCAGCGUUCUUGUAGUCACAUCCUUGUUGCUGCCCAUCGAGCUGCAAGUUCAUCUUGCCGCUGAAGCAAGCAAAGUGAUGUCGCUUCAGUUCUUACUCUCCAUGAAUGGCCUUAGCAUUACUCCUGUACAUAUGUGUACUCUUUAACAGCUCCUCCAACCACUUACAUACUAUGUUCUAUUUAAUUGGGCCUGCUUUGUUUUUCUAGGCUUCCUCACAAGCUUUAAUUUUCAUUGCCAUUCACAGUCCUUAUUCACUGAUGUUAUCAAAGAUCAGUAUCAUGCCUUACCAAAACUCACUGAGUGGUUUCCACUUCUCCAUUUACUUACAUUUUGAAGGGUUUAUGUGCAGGGUGAAGAUACAUUUUGAAAAAAGUUUAUUCAAUUCACUAAUAUACACUGUGACACCUUUUAUCUCUUAACAUCAAAUUCAAUUUCAUGUUCACCUUUGAUUAGAGGACAUCCUGAGCAACAUUCAUACACCUCACCACCUAACAAAAGUUAAGAUGUGUCUUCACCUACAGGAGAAGGAUCUAUUUGUGUAUUUCACUGUUUUUCCUCAAUAGCAAUUACCCUUUACUCUAGCGUUGUGACAUUUCAGAAUCAAUGCUCUAAUUUACGAAGUAAAAUUGGAUUAAAAACAGGAAAAGUUUUAGAACCCAGCACUACUAAAGCACAAUGAAAACAAAUCCUGGUUUUUAAUAUGUGCACAUGUUGAAUACAUAUUUAUAUUAACUAGGGAGAUAGGUUUUUAAAUUGUUAAAAAGAGAUGUGCCUUUCCAGGAUUUAUUAUGUACCUCUACUGUAUCACCAACAUACAGAAGUAUAAUUCUUAGCUGUUAUACUAUUCCAGCCCAUUGGAAAUUUCAGUUUUUCAUCAUAUAUAAACCCUUUUUGAACUGUUAAAAUAUUUCUUCAGAGUUUGAUUUCUGUAUCAGGAUAACCCUGAGGACAUUUUUCAGUUUGAGUAUUGUAAUUUCCUUUGGAAAUACUCUUGUGUAUUUACAAAUGAAACUUAAGAGUUCUCUUAGGGAUUUAAGUACACAACUAGGAACCUGCUGCUUGAAUAUUUAUUUACUCAGUGAUAAGCAUGAUAGGGGAUAUGAACCUGAGUAUUACAGAACCUGGCUGACUUCAAAUAUACUGAUAGAGCUUAUGGGAGAAAAUAUUAUUUAAAGAAAUACUACCUGAGAAAUGUUCAUAUAUUGUAAUUUUAGUAAAAAACGGAUGAAAAUAAAAUACUGUCAAUAAGGGAAAAACA